Messenger RNA from Aspergillus puulaauensis, 807 nucleotides. RefSeq lists its product as uncharacterized. The record is from RefSeq and is a predicted model, not a curated record. Bases 1 to 807 code for a protein of 268 amino acids. The transcript has 3 exons. NCBI's taxonomy places the organism in Eukaryota, Fungi, Ascomycota, Eurotiomycetes, Eurotiales, Aspergillaceae.
AUGCAGAUAUUGUCACUCUCGUUGAUUCCAAGCCCACCGAUGUCGUCGCAUUUCGCUCCGGGGACCACCACCUCCAUUCGUUUAUCUUCUUUUUUAGCUGAAACUGGUACCUCAACAUUCAGCUCCCGAAACAAUGACCGUGAGCCGGUCGACUCCCCGAGUGAAGAUGCACAGGAUGUACAACCUCAAAGAACACUCCGCGCGCGGUCUUGUACCUCGAUGAUCAAAGACCAGACCAUUCGUUGGAAAUUAUUCAAUUUAACCUUCUCCACAGUCCUUCUUCUGAUAAAUAUCUCUAUCUAUAUUGCUUUUGUUGUUGUCCGCGCUAUCCAUGGGCCUUGGCUUUACAUUGUUUUGACCUUCAUACUUUUAACCCUUGGGGUUGUUUGGUGCCAUUCUCUAUGUCGCUUGAUUGUGGCGGUCUAUCAAUUUCCGAACCACGCCACCGAACCUAUACUGCAAAUAGGUACGGCGGAGGCUACUGGUUAUGCCCAGCCAGAACAGCCUAUCUUUGUUACCAUGGCAGGGGAUGAAGAGCACCUCGCUGAAAGUCGCACAAUUCCCGCCAUGAAGAUAGCUACUCCACCGCCAGCGUACGGACUAUGGAGAAGUAGUGUGAGGCUAAAUCCUGACUUACUCUACUGGCAACGUGUCGACAACCACCCACCUAUCUCUGACAUUGAGAGGGCCGAGGAAAGUUUGCACCGCAAGACUCAUGGACGCCGGCCACCAAGUUAUAUAUCUGACGACGGCAUUGACUAUGUUGUCGAAGCACAACCCAGAUCACUAGCAAGAUAUUCGCAGUGA